This is a messenger RNA of Apodemus sylvaticus (European woodmouse), 1428 nucleotides long. RefSeq lists its product as uncharacterized. The record is from RefSeq and is a predicted model, not a curated record. The coding region runs from base 1 to 1428 and encodes 475 amino acids. Lineage: Eukaryota; Metazoa; Chordata; Mammalia; Rodentia; Muridae. The transcript is spliced from 8 exons.
AUGGCUAAAAUCAAAAACCCAGUGGAGACUGUGGAGAUCCCGGUUCUGUCCUCAGCAUGUGAGGUGGGACUAAAGGCGGGAUUAAAGGCAAUUCCUGCCCCACCCUACCCAUCCCGAGCCAUUCCAACCCAAGACCAAUAUAACAGACCACGUUUGCACAGAACUCUCAUAGUUGAAGAAGUCCAGAGAAGUAAGCAGAGCUCUCUGUAUGAUCCAGAGUCUUGUGAACACCAGGACACAGCUGACGCUGCUUUCCUCAUUGUUUGCAGCAAAGGAAGCCCAAGAGAGAAAAUGCCAAUCUUAAAGACCCACACCACCUGGAUGAUUUUCAUCCAUUACCAUGUCCAGCUACAGCACGAGAGAGAGGACAACCGAGUGAAGAGUGUGAGAAACACUCAAGAAGCCAAUAGGAGGCCGAGGCCGAGGCAGGAAGGCCGAAGAUCCUCAGGUCCUUCUGAUAGCCCAUGGAUUGAGCCUGAAAUCUGGAUCUUCCUGCAAGAGUGGGAAGUGGUGGAAUAUAAAAUGGGGAAGCCAGGCGAGAAAAUGUUCCAGAAGGCCAAGUCCCUUAGCAGGCGCCUCUCUAAGCGGCGUCUGAGGAAGAGCUGGAAGAGCUGUCUUGAUCUGAUGCUGCAGAUGAAGGACCUGCAUGAAACUCUCUGUCACGAGAGGGCAAGGCCUGACCCCUUGUUUUCUCCUUAUGCAUGGGACCUCUACAAGAUCUUGGGCCACAGGUCCCAGAGAGGCCAUUUCCCAGGUCCUUGGUGUGAUGGGCGUGGUUUCCUGCCUGCAGACCAAACUCCUUACCUCUGCAUUGGUGGGGCUGACUCUCCAGGUCUUUCCCCUAGCCCGUGGACAGACCUUGAAAUCAGGAUCUUCCUGCAGCAGUGGGAAGCAGUUGAACUCGGCCACCCAGGCCAGAAGAUGGAGAAGAAGACCAGCGCAGUUUUCCAGCGUCUCCAUCAGUUGGGCCUGAGCAAGACCUUCGAAAGCUGUCUGGACCUGAUGCUCAGCCUGCAGGAUCUGCACAGGACUCUCUGUAAUGAGAGACCAGGGACCAUCCCCUUGUUUUCUCCUUAUGCAGAAGCUCUCUACAGGAUCUUGGGCCACAAAUGUCAGGGAGGCCCUGUCCCAGGUGCUCUGUAUGGAUGGUCUGGGAACUCCCUGUCUUCCAUGGAACCUCAACAUCCAAUGGUGAUGCCAUCUCCAGUAUACCAGUCUUGGGAUGAUGACAUGUCUGCACCUUCUGCACAGCUCCAUGGGAACCCAUCCCCGAUGAUGUCCAGUCAGCAUUCAAUGUUUCCCAGCAAGGAAGCCUGGAAUGCUACCUAUCCAUUGACAGUUCCACAUGGACUUCCCGCCUCUCUCCCUGGAGACACCAACCUUCAGAUGCCAUGGUCAACUUGGGAUGACACCUCAAGUUCUCAGUGA